This is a messenger RNA of Cutaneotrichosporon oleaginosum, 669 nucleotides long. RefSeq lists its product as uncharacterized. Lineage: Eukaryota; Fungi; Basidiomycota; Tremellomycetes; Trichosporonales; Trichosporonaceae. The record is from RefSeq and is a predicted model, not a curated record.
AUGCGCUUUCCGCCCCACUGCCCCUACGGCUACCCGUACGGCUAUCCGUACGGCCAAACGACCUGCCACACCACAGCAGUAACCGACUACUAUCCGACGACGAUCAAUCUCCAGGCCGAGGAUGCCGACUACGCGCGCGCGUUCACUGAAUCGAUAACGCACCCGUGGGGAGCGUGGCCCUCGCCCGCAGACCUUGCGACCAUCGACCACCUCACCUCCCAGCCCGAACGCUGCGCGGCAGUCGUCGCCGUCCUCAAGGAGCGUCUCGGCACCGGCGGGGAAUGUGCCGCUCGGGCCCUCAAACUCAUCCCGGCGAUGCCGUUCUCCGUGCUCGCCGACCUCGGCGGCGAGAUCACCAAGAUCGCGGACGGCUCGCGCUGGGCGGACUGGGACACGCGCGCGCACGCCGCCUUCUUCCUCCCCCAAAUCGCCGAGGCCAAGCAAGACCGCGAAGACGAAAGCACCAAGCGCAAGUGGGAAGCGUGGCAGAGCAUGUACGGCCGCAGCCGCGCCGCGUGGCUGCCGCCCCCCGACGACAGCGCGUUCGCAUACCCCAAGUGGCCGGACGUCGAGUGUCCGAAAGAGCCCGAGGGGUGGCGCUACCUCCUCGUCCCCGCGCCGGCGAUGCGCCACUUUGAGAGCGGCGGGGUGUAUCCGUGGCAUCGCUGA